AUGGUUUAUUUUCCAUCUAUUGAUAACUUUUUGGAGAUUUCCUCUGAAAAUUCUUGCCAAAUUGCAUAUAGUUUUCUUCAUGAUUUCUUUUUGGCUUUGAGUCAAUUCUUCGACUUCUUCUACAAUCACAAUUGGUUUGGCUACAACUUUAGCUGCAUAUCUGUGCUCUUCAAUAGAAUUCUCAAACUCAACUGUGGUUAA
Blepharisma stoltei is the source of this 201-nucleotide messenger RNA. The record is from the annotation of a GenBank genome assembly. Lineage: Eukaryota; Ciliophora; Heterotrichea; Heterotrichida; Blepharismidae.